AACCACACUCGCGUUUGUCUCACUCUGCUAUGUAAUGUCUGAGUGGUAGACUACUCAUAACAGUGUAUGGCUCAUCUAUUACAUGAGGAGUGAAAUAAAUCGCGAGCUCCGUCAAGUCACGAAUUGCGUAUUUUGUCUCGCCAAUCGAGUUAGCUUCAGUUUCCCAUGCCAUACGCACCGCCAGAGCGCAGGCAAGGUAGAUCAUCGCGCCGUACUAAACUGACCUGGUGAAGCGGGCCAGGGACGAACGCGAUCGCCUGCCAGCAACGCACAUCUCAUUCCUCACUCAAAAUUGAAUUAAAUUAAAUUUUGGAGGGUAUGGGUUGAUAAACCGUGCGUAGAUGGUUGUUGACAGUGUAGCAAUAUACCAUGUAGGCGGAAAUGAUGGUAAAGCUAUGUGAGGAAAGCUUAUGAUGGAUAUACACGCAUUCCUGAUGAAAAGACGAGAUAAUCACUACUACUAUGAGUCCUGAACUGACCAAGGAAGGCGGAAAUCAUUCCUGCACCUAGACACUACAUAGAACAACGCUUCCAGAGACCGUUCAAGAUGUCACGACUGGUUCUAGCGUGGCUGGUAGUGGCAAGUAGCUGUACCUCUCUUUUCUUCAUCGUGGCAGCCGACGCUUCUGUGGAUGAUUCUAAUCUCGUUGUAGAGACAACCUCUGGAAGAGUUCGGGGUGCUAGAAAGACAAUUCUUGGGAAAGAAGUGAAUAAAUAUCUUGGUAUACCUUAUGGCGAACCUCCAACAGGCAGUCGGCGUUUUAAGAAGUCUGUCAACAAGACUCGCUGGGAUGGCAUCUUUGACGCGUCCAACUAUGGUUAUGCUUGCUAUCAAGUCGUGGACACAACAUACCCUGGAUUUCCGGGGGCAGAAAUGUGGAAUCCGAACGUGAAUAUGAGCGAGGACUGUCUUAAUCUGAACAUCUGGGUACCGACAGACAGUCGGAAUGAGUCCUUAGCUGUCAUGGUGUGGAUAUUCGGCGGAGGUUUCUUCGCGGGUUCUGCUUCGCUUGGUGUGUACAACGGAGAGGUUCUAAGCACGACUGAAAAUGUAAUUGUAGUGACGAUAAAUUAUCGAGUUACGAACCUGGGUUUCUUGGCUAUAGGUGGCUCUGACAAUAUUCCAGGAAACGCUGGGCUGUUCGAUCAGGCUCUGGCCCUCUCUUGGAUUCAAGACAACAUUGUGCAUUUCGGAGGUGAUCCUUCACAAGUGACAUUGUUUGGUGAAAGUGCAGGAGCUGUUAGCACCAACUUGCACAUGUUCUCUCCCAUGACCAAAGACAUGUUCGCACGUAUCAUUCUGCAGAGUGGCUCUUCGUUCGCUCCUUGGUGUGUCAUCACAGCAGAAGAGGCAUUACGCAGAGGACUGCUUCUUGCGGAAGGUACCGGAUGCUACACACCGCUUGGAUAUCAACCUGACGCUGAAGAGAUCAAUGACAUAACUCUCUGCCUCCAGAGAGUUCCUCCAGAACUCCUCAUCGCUAACGAGUUCGUGGUGUCAGGGACGUACAUUUUCCCAUUCGUGCCGGUGGUCGACGGUGAGUUCCUGACGGAGACACCGACUUCAGCUAGGAUGAGAGGAUCUUUCAAGGAAGCCGAUGUCCUCUUGGGGACCAACAGCAAUGAAGGAUCAUUCUUCAUGGUCUAUGACCUUCCGGAAUAUUACGACAAGGACACAGAGAGCCUGAUCAACAGGACUCAAUUCUUUGAGCUGAUUCCUCAUCUUUUACCUGAAAUGAACGAAUUUGGACGAGAUGCUAUCGCGUUCCAGUACACCGAUUGGCUUGAGCCAGACAAUCCUGUCUUGUUGAGGGAUGCCACAGAGCAUUAUGUUGGCGACUACAAUAUUAUCUGUCCUGUUCAUGAUUUCGGAAGAUAUCAUGCAAGUUCAGGUAACAAGGUCUACGCAUAUCAUUUCGACCAGCGUGCAGCAAACAACAUGUGGGGCGAAUGGAUGGGUGUAAUGCAUGGGGACGAGAUAACCUUCGCCUUCGGUCAGCCGCUUCGACCCGAACUCGGCUUUUCCGACGGCGACCGAAGAUUGAGUCAGAGGAUGAUGACACUAUGGGCGAACUUCGCCAAGACAGGUGAUCCGAAUGGAGCGGAGGAGAGUGACGACAUCCCCGCUGAUGAUGACUGGUUAUUGUUCGAUCAGGAUAAUCAAAAUGUGUAUUUAUUGAAGGAUACGACAGUGGACAACGCCGAAACGUAUAUAUGGAACCGAGCAAACUACUGCGCGUUCUGGUCGGAGUAUGUUCCAUUCCUCAACACACAAACAGCAAACAUUGACGAAUCAGAGCGCCAAUGGAAGGAGGAUUUCUACCAGUGGAGCACGAAGUAUAUGGUCGAUUGGAAGGCCGAAUUCAAUCAUUAUCUUUACAACAAGGAGUCUGGAUGCCCCAACGAGGCUUACACAGCUAACGAAACACCAUAAUAAAGGUAUAACCCCAUCCCCCGGGGCCCGGGGUAUUCACUCUAUCACUGGCUGGUCCGGGAUCCCAAUAUGACCUCUUGAUUCACCGGUAAACGAGUACGUUUUGUAAAAGAUAAAAUCCCCUCUCGUUUUUUGAAUAUGCAAACUUCCCCGAGGAAAAUGUGAAUAAAAAAAACAUCCCUAUUUAUACAUUAUGGGGAGGCUCCUUGAUAAAACUCAGAAACUUGCAAGGAGGAUGUUUGGACGAACAUGAACAAAUAUAAUAUAUUCAUCUUUAUUACGGAUGUUUUUAGCCCAAAGAAUCUUUUUACUAUUACUGUCAGUAGACAUAUAAUAAGUAAAAUUCAACAACAACAACAAACGAACACAAAAACGCACAAAAAAAAGAAGAAAACCUAAACUUCUUGAAAAUUGGAACAGUCUCAGAUAAUACAUUUUCUUAAGGAGUGAAGGGCCUAUGAAGAGAGCAUUGUUUAUAGACUGCCGUCUACUAGAAACGUUGUCAUCGUACCUUGUGGUAUAGAAUCUCAGAGUAUCAGCUUCUUUUGUAUGUUUUCAAUUUUAUAUAUCUCCUAUUCCUCUUAUUAUUAUGUUUGUUUUUCACAUUUUCUAUUUUCGGAAUUAGUAGUGAAUAGUAAAGUGUAAUUUGAAAUUAUAUGACCAAUUUCAAGCAGCUAUUAAGCGGAAGGGGGGGGGGGGGGGUGGCAGGGAUACUUAACAUGGAAUAUAUUGUUGAAAAGGUAUAGGGAAAAGUGGAUCAGAUUCGAUAUCAACUUGAUCCAUUCGAAAAUAUAUCAGAAAAAAAGAAUGUAUCAGAAUAACCAAAUUGCCGCUAUUAUUUUGCUAUUUUGCAAUACGCUAAUUUUGGUCACAGUUCUGGAAAUGAUGAAAGAAGUCGAUCUUUUCUUUUGCUACGAGUAAACAGUGUUUAUUUAACAUAAAGACAGUUAUUUGAAGGGUUGAAGAAAUAUUCAAAGUUUACAACCAAUAAAAUAUCCCUGUAUUAUGAUUUGUUUGCCGUCGGCUUUUCUUUAGUUUUAAGGUUUGACGUAAUAUGCAUAACAUAUUGUUAUUAAUGUUGCGAAUUUGGACCACACAGCUGAAAUGUAGGUUUCCUAAAAGAGCUACAAGUUGAUUCCUCAGGCCGCCAUCUGAAAAUCUUAUUGAAUUUCAUAACAUGAUUUGCACAUGGUCAUGAUGGUAAGCCAUAUAUCUUUCUGUUUAACAGUUUUGUUUUUAUUGAAUAAAUAAUGAAUAAGAAUUAUAACAGGAAACCGAUUUUUUUUUCUCUCCAAAUUUCGACAUAUAUUCAUCUAUUUUAGAAUUACUUUUACUUUUCUUUUCUUCAUAUUCAGUAAUCAAAACAAUGUUAAAUUACACGGAUUAGAAACACAGUGUGAAAUAACCCGUUGCAUUCAAUUCAGAUUCUCGAUAUGAUUAUCAUUAUUUCUGACAAAAUGGCAGACGUUUUAAAGACGCUGAGUGUGAUGUAUUUAUAUAUUCAUAUGAUAUUGUGAAACUAUAAAGUUAAUCUGAUUAACAUUCGUGUAUAUUACUCCCUCCAGGUUAUCAUAAUUUGUAAAGCAUUGUGAAAAAAUGAAUGUACUUAUUGACUUAACAUUAUGUUUAUUGAUUUUCGAAUUGUUCAGUAUUUUGAAUUACAUGUAGUUUAUAUUGAUUGAGUUCGCAAUUUUAGUUGUUGGUGUUCGUCACGCCAUGAUAUAAUUAUGAUGUGUGCAUAAUGUAUGUGUUUCCGUUAUUUGACUUAAAAAUAUGAAUAUUUAUAUUUAUACUUAUACAUGUAUUGCAACAAUUCAUCGACUUUCAUAGCGCCAUUAGAUUUUCUUUGACUUUUCUUGAGCCGUUUAAUCAAUAUGCAAGUGAAUUAACCUUUGUUUAUUUGAGAUGUAUGCAAAUACAAUAAUAGUUCAGUCGUCUAAUCUAUGUACUCCUAUAAUGCCGUCCCUUUGUCAGAAUAUUCUUAGUACUUGUACUAGUAAUAAUUUUGAGUUUUGUAUUUUGAUUAUGAAAUAUUUAUCCUUCUGCAACUGAGAAUAUUAUAUCAAGAGUUGUGUUUUGUUUAUUGUAUAGCCCUGCCGGAAAGAACAUAGUGUAACAUAGUGUGGAAACAGACAGUGGUUUUGGUGUGGUCAACACGAUCUGAAGAGCUUGCUGUGUUCGUUUUAAAUGAAUAUCAACUGUGAUUCUAGCUGGUUAUACAUGCGGAGUUCGUGGUUAAUUUAUUCACAUUAUUUUUACAAUUGCACACCAUAACACACUCACUGUGAGCACUUCAUGUUCACAUCGUUUCCACAGUAGUGUGGACACUCAGUGAGCACACCGUGUUCACACAUAAUUAUUCUUACCGUUAGACACAAAGUGGCAUUCCACCACCAGAUUAACAAUCACAUCGUGUUUGCAUCAGGGUUUAAACCACAGUGAGGAUUUGGACUGCAAAUUUCAGCAGUUCAAGGUGCAGACGGUAUCAGAAUAAUAUGUUCACAUUAUUUACACACUGUGCAAACUGUGGCUUAUGAUAGAAUCACAAUGUGGACUGAUCACAGUUUGAUCAAAGUGUGGAAUUGGAACACUGUCAUAGACAUUCAGACUGCAGACUUGCCGUGUCCACAGUUCCUAUACCAUGAUACUUUUGCCUCUGAGAAUCACAGUGUUACCACAGUGUGUCCAUUUUUUUUAAACACUAUAACUUUGUUCCAAAUCCAUUCUGAUAAUUUGGAGACACUUUCAGAGGGCUUACAAUAUCAAACUGUGUCCAUACUAUAAACACCAAAUGUGACUUACUGUGGCUGCAUCGAGAAUCACAGUUUUCAUACGUCACAGUGUGACCACACACUGGAUUCGGACCCC
Strongylocentrotus purpuratus (purple sea urchin) is the source of this 5302-nucleotide messenger RNA. Its product is annotated as acetylcholinesterase. Bases 548 to 2434 code for a protein of 628 amino acids. Gene Ontology annotation, cellular component: plasma membrane. NCBI's taxonomy places the organism in Eukaryota, Metazoa, Echinodermata, Echinoidea, Camarodonta, Strongylocentrotidae. The record is from RefSeq and is a predicted model, not a curated record. Gene Ontology annotation, molecular function: acetylcholinesterase activity. Gene Ontology annotation, biological process: acetylcholine catabolic process; choline metabolic process. The transcript is spliced from 5 exons.